CAAUUCCCAAACCCAAUUCUCUCUCUCUCUCUCUAUAUCUCUAUAUCUCUCUCUUUGUAUAAUUGUAUCUAUAGGUUUCUGCUCAGAGUUUCAGAGGCGUUACUGCUGUUACUACUCGCACUAUUCUAUAAUCUAUACCGUUCUUUGCAUUGAAGCCGUCUUUCAAGCUGGCGAUCGAUAAUCAGGAAACCACCGUCCGGGAAUUCAAGCCGAAGAACCGGCGAAUCAUGGGAGCUGGAGGGCCGGACGAGGACGAUAACCGGUGGCCGCCAUGGCUGAAGCCUCUGCUCCGAGAGCGAUUCUUCGUUCAAUGCAAACUCCACGCCGAUUCCCACAAGAGCGAAUGCAAUAUGUACUGCCUUGACUGCACCAAUGGCGCUCUCUGUUCACUCUGCUUAGCCAAUCACAAAGACCACCGCGCCAUUCAGAUACGGAGGUCUUCAUACCAUGAUGUGAUCAGAGUUAAUGAGAUUCAGAAGUUUUUGGACAUCUCUUCGGUUCAGACCUACAUUAUCAACAGCGCUAAAGUUGUGUUCUUGAAUGAACGGCCGCAGCCCAGGCCGGGAAAGGGCGUCACCAAUACCUGUGAGGUCUGUGAGCGUAGCCUCCUUGAUUCCUUCCGCUUCUGCUCUCUUGGCUGCAAGAUUGUCGGGACAUCCAAGAACUUCGUGAAGAAGCCGAAGCACUUCUCGGAGAAGAAGAGGGCGGCGGCGGCGGCGGUGGGUUCAGACUCCGAGGACUCCUACAGCAGCAGCAGCAGUCACGGCGGCCGCCACGGCCACGGCGGCGGCGGGAAGCUUCACAGCUUCAGCCCGUCAACGCCGCCGCCAACUUCUGGCAACUACAGGGCGGCGAAGAGAAGAAAGGGAAUUCCACAUAGGGCCCCAAUGGGAGGACUGAUCAUAGAGUUCUACUAAGCAAAAUUUGCUAAUCACCCCUCAAUAUUUCUCCUAAUCAUGAAAAUCCCCCCAACACUUGCGCCUUUUUACCUUAAAGGCCAGUGUCCCCACCCCCCAUCAUAUAUUGUACAUAGUAGAAGACGCGAAUACAAGAAUGCUGAUGCCUGAUGGGAAAAACAAAAAAUGCAGGAGCAGAAAUGGGAAUAAGGAAAAGUGGAAGGACUAAAGUCUAAAUUUGUUAAUGUAGAAGUUGGGCUUAGAAAAUAAGCUAUAAUAUAUUAUAUUAUAUUAUAUAGUAUGAUGAUGGUGAAAUGUCAAAUACUCCGUACUAGAGAGUGUUUAUACAUAUAAGAAAGUUUUGUUUGUAUAAAAAUGAAAUAAAAAAAAAAUGUAUAUACUUGCCUCUUUGUGUUACAAUAUUUUAA
Ipomoea nil (Japanese morning glory) is the source of this 1324-nucleotide messenger RNA. RefSeq lists its product as uncharacterized. The coding region runs from base 228 to 917 and encodes 229 amino acids. The transcript has 4 exons. NCBI's taxonomy places the organism in Eukaryota, Viridiplantae, Streptophyta, Magnoliopsida, Solanales, Convolvulaceae. The record is from RefSeq and is a predicted model, not a curated record.